GUCAAUCGCGAACACACGCGAAUCUGUCUGACAUAAGUGACGCGAACACAGCAAACUGUGACCUAAACAUGUGUCGCACAGCGGCAUCUAGCGGAACACAGCUAAACAGAAUUUACUGUUUUACCGACGCCGCGCGGAAAAUGGAAAAAGAAAAUCUUGAUGAAAAUUAUGACCACUCCUCCUAAUAAGAAAUAUAAGAAUGCCACCAAAAGCUGCUGCCAAAGUUGCCGCCCCUGCAGCGCGACUCCAAAUAAGUGACUCAAGCCUGGUUUAUCUUGCUGAAGAUGCGGUGGAAGGUUUCCAGGAUCGGUUAGACCAAUGUGUCGACUGGAACAUCCGGGGUACAGCUAUUCGUCAUCACCUAGAGUUGUGCCGUAGAGAGGACAUACCUACACUCAAAUUCACCGACGCUCUAAAUAAUAAAAUAAAGAACAGCAUACUCCAUGGUUUUCUUGACGAACACUCGACGCUCACUCUACAAGAACAUUGGGAGACCUUACUGCCUAUGGCUAUAUGGGAUAACGAAAACUGCGGAGUGGAAGAAGCGAAGACGUGCUUCCGAAGUGUCAAUAACAUUACUGACAACUUAUUGCACUUGAUCAAGGAUGCAGUCAAAGCCAAUAAUAGACAAGUGUUGAAAAAACAUUUGAAAACAGUACAUGUAUUAAGGGUUAAUGAUAUUCAGAUGACAGAUUUGGACAGAGGUGUAAAGAAGUACCCAAAACUGGUGACUCUAAAUCUGUGCGGCAACUAUAUUUCAAAUGUCGACGGAGAAAUGCUAGCCAAGGGAAUCAGACUUCUAGAGAUGCAAGCGAAUCGUAUUGCGACAUUGGAAAAUGUCCGCGAACUACCUCAAGAUUUACUUUAUUUAGGACUAGCCAAGAACAUGUUGACCACUGAAGGAAUAUUGCAUAUUUCAAUAUUACCUAAGAGCCUAACUGUCCUAGAUUUGUCUGACAACGACAUCUAUGAUCUGGAGCCGCUAUUAGAACAGCUGGCACUCUUACCAAACCUCACCGGUCUACAACUUGCAGGGAACCCCUGCUCGGUGUGUUGUGCGUAUGCGCGAACAACACUCACAAAACUCCCCCGUCUAAGGUGGCUUGACAACCGCCAAGUCUUGCCAACGGACCGAGCUGAUGAGAACUUUGAACCCCACCCAGACGACUUACGGUCUGCCUACUUCGUCUUCACCGUCAUACGAAUUAUGUCUGCUCCUAUACCACCUAAGCCUGAUAAGGGAGCGACCGGAACUUUCCACGUCAGCCUAGAGCUGCCUUUAUUCGACUCGGUGCGAAGGAAUUUUCUGAUGUUCCGACGAUACGAGUCCCUCACGGAGUUACUGCCAUCUCCAGAAGACGACUUCUAUGAAUCCAUACCCAGCUCAGUGAUCAGCAGCAAAGAGAAAUCUGGCAUUUUUGAAGGUGAAGCAAUGAGCGAAGAGACUGACAUAUUUGCUCGAUUGGAAGCGAAAAGUUCUCGAAUAAUAGAGCAUUUUACAUUAUUCGAGAGCAAUAAGGUGCCGUGGAAUAAGAUAAUGAACUUCCAGGAACCGACUAUCAGAAUAUUCUGCCCGGAUCUGACCGCUCUCAGGGACACAUUCCGAUCAAACAUCACAAUCAAACUCAUCUAUUCCUUGAACACGCCGACGAAGAAACCAGAUAAGAAGAGUGCUAUGGCGAUAAAGCAGCCUCCUGCUGACCAGCAAGUUACAAUAGCUACCAUCAAGUGUAGCCUCCAGACCCUGGACUGGAGUCAAGUGGCGCAGCACUUCUACUGGGAUGACUCACUCAACACAAAAGAAGCUAUGCAUUGGGGUGACGGAGAUCUUUCCGUGAUACAAUACCAACUGACACCUCUUAAACCCACUAAAGGUAAAGAAGAUGCUAAAGAAGUUGCCAAGCAAUCCAUUCCCGAAAACCUCACCUGUCAUUUUGGUUUUGGUAUCGAAACUCUGCGCUAACUUGUUGA
Pectinophora gossypiella (pink bollworm) is the source of this 1971-nucleotide messenger RNA. RefSeq lists its product as uncharacterized. NCBI's taxonomy places the organism in Eukaryota, Metazoa, Arthropoda, Insecta, Lepidoptera, Gelechiidae. Bases 200 to 1963 code for a protein of 587 amino acids. The record is from RefSeq and is a predicted model, not a curated record. Gene Ontology annotation, molecular function: protein binding. The transcript is spliced from 10 exons.